Molecule: messenger RNA, 459 nt
Organism: Nicotiana tabacum (common tobacco)
Lineage: Eukaryota; Viridiplantae; Streptophyta; Magnoliopsida; Solanales; Solanaceae
Product: stearoyl-[acyl-carrier-protein] 9-desaturase 6, chloroplastic-like
Biological process (GO): fatty acid metabolic process
Cellular component (GO): chloroplast stroma
Molecular function (GO): stearoyl-[ACP] desaturase activity
Source: RefSeq, a predicted model, not a curated record
AUGAUUACCCACUCAAUGCCACCUGAAAAGUUAGAAGUGUUCAAGUCAUUAGAACCUUGGGUGACCCAAAGCGUUCUCCCUCUCCUCAAGCCCGUUGAAAAUUCCUGGCAGCCCAAUGAUCUCCUUCCGGACCCAUCUCAGCCGUCGGAUGAAUUCUUCGACGAAGUUCGGGCCCUGAGGCAACGGACUUGUGAACUUUCAGACGAUUACCUUGUAGUGCUUGUGGGAGAUAUGAUAACUGAAGAAGCUUUGCCAACUUAUCAAACUUGGAUUAAUACUUUUGAUGGGGUUCGUGAUGAUACUAUGUGCAGUUCAUCUCCUUGGGCUAUUUGGAGUAGGGGCUGGUCUGCUGAGGAAAAUAGACAUGGAGAUCUGCUACGAACAUACUUGUACCUUUCUGGUCGUGUGGACAUGAAGAUGAUUGAAAGGACUGUGCAAUAUUUGAUUGGAUCCGGAAUG